AUGAGCUCAAAAAAGUACGCCUUCCUCCCCAUGGACGACCAAGAGGUCGGGCCUCAAAAGGUCGCCGCGGACAAGAAGCACAAGCAACGCCACCGCCAUCGCGACCGUGGCCGAGAUCGCGACGACAAGCCCUCCGCUGAAAACCAGUCCAAGACCUUUCGUCGACGUGAUGCGGGGGCAGACUUCGACGACCGAUGGGGAGACGAGGCGCCGCCCUCGGAUGAUAUAGGCGACGAUGCCAGUGCACCGGAGUUCCAAGAGUCUGCGAGCAAACGGGAAGAGCUCGCGCGGCAAAAGGACAUCGAGGAGCGCGAGGCCUUUGCCAAGCGGCUGAGAGAGAAGGACGAUGGGAAAUCAAAAAAGAUCCUCCGCGACGGAGAGGCCUCGUCGAGGCGGAGAAUUGCCGACGACGCCAACGCAAGAGAGGCCGCCCUGCCGGACUUGCGCGAGAGAUCACGGCAAGAGUAUCUCAAGAAGCGGGAACAGGAACGCCUGGCCUUGCUGCGGAAGCAAGUCGCCGAGGAGACUGCCGAGCUGCGCAGCGGCGUCCGGCUAUCCGACAAGGAAAAGGCCGAGUUUGCCAAGAACAGGGAGAUUUUGCGGCUAGCCGAGGAGCGGCUCAGGAUCGACGACCACAGGGACGGCUACAUGAUGCCCGAGGACUACAUCACAGAAAAGGGAAAGAUGGACCGCAAGAAAAAGGAAGAGGCUCUCUACAAGCGAUACGUCGACAGGGACGAGUAUGGCCAGGAAAAGUUUGUCACGGAGCACGAGGAGUGGGAGAGGGAGCAGGCCACCAAGGCAAAGGCCCAGAUUCAGCGCACAGAGCUGGAAAACGACAGUUACGAUUACGUCUUGGACGAUGCCCAGUACAUCCAGUGGAGCCUCGAUUCGAAGCUGGCCGGCGAGGGCAAGUCCCUGGCCAAGACCAAGGAGCAACUGUUCCUCGACGCCCAGAUCGACGCGGCCGAGAAGAAGGCGCUGUCUAUUCAGGAAACCAGGAAAAGCCUGCCCAUCUACCAGUACCGCGACCAGUUCCUCGAGGCCUUGGAGCAGUAUCAGAUUCUCGUCAUCGUUGGCGAGACGGGCAGCGGCAAGACGACGCAGCUGCCGCAGUACCUCCACGAGGCCGGCUACACAAAGAACGGGAUGAAGGUCGGAUGCACCCAACCCCGGCGAGUGGCCGCCAUGAGCGUCGCAGCGCGCGUCGCCGAAGAGGUGGGCGUUAAGGUCGGGAACGAGGUCGGAUACUCGAUCCGGUUCGAGGACUGCACGAGCGACAAGACGACGCUCAAGUACAUGACGGACGGCAUGUUACUCCGAGAAUUCAUGACGGAACCAGACCUAGCCGGCUACUCGGCCCUGAUGAUCGACGAGGCCCACGAGCGGACCGUGCAUACCGACAUUCUGCUUGCCCUUGUCAAGGAUCUGGCCCGCGAGCGGCGCGAUCUCAAACUGCUGAUUUCCUCAGCCACCAUGAAUGCGACCAAGUUCUCUGAGUACUUUGACGACGCGCCAAUAUUCAACAUCCCCGGGAGACGCUAUCCCGUCGACAUUUACUACACGCCCGCCCCCGAAGCAAAUUACCUGGCAGCAGCCAUCACCACCACCUUUCAAAUCCACACGACGCAGGGCAAGGGCGACAUUCUCAUCUUCCUCACUGGGCAGGACGAGAUUGAGGCCGCGGAGCUGGAGAUUUCCGAGACGGCGAGGAAGCUGGGCAGCCGCGUCAAGGAACUGGUCAUAUGCCCCAUUUAUGCCAACCUGCCGUCUGAACUGCAGUCCAAGAUUUUCGAGCCGACCCCCGACGGCGCCCGCAAGGUGGUGUUGGCGACCAACAUUGCCGAGACGAGUUUGACUAUUGACGGCAUCGUCUACGUCAUUGACCCUGGCUAUGUCAAGGAGAACAUCUACAACCCGGCGACGGGCAUGUCCAACCUGGUGGCCGUCCCCUGCUCGCGAGCGUCGGCCAACCAACGGAGCGGCCGCGCCGGCCGAGUCGGCCCCGGCAAGUGUUUCCGGCUCUACACCAAAUUCGCCUACAUGAAUGAGAUGGACGAGUCGACGACGCCCGAGAUCCAGCGGACGAACCUCAACGGCGUGGUGCUGCAGCUCAAGUCGCUCGGCAUCAACGAGCUCCUCGACUUUGAGUUCAUGGACCCGCCGCCGACGGAGGCGCUGAUUGGCGCCCUGAACCAGCUCUUUGCGCUUCAGGCGCUGAACCACAAGGGCGAGCUCACCAAACUGGGGCGCCAGAUGGCCGAGUUCCCCACGGACCCGAUGCUGGCCAAGGCGGUGCUGGCGGCCGACAAGGAGGGGUGUGUGGACGAGGUGCUGUCGAUUGUGUCGAUGCUGGGCGAGGCAUCGGCGCUCUUCUUCCGGCCCAAGGACAAGAAGAUCCACGCCGACAGCGCACGAAACCGCUUCACGGUCAAGGAGGGCGGCGACCACGUGACGCUGCUCAACGUGUGGAACCAGUGGGUGGAGAGCGACUUCUCGCCCGUGUGGGCGCGCGAGAACUUUCUGCAGCAGCGGUCGCUGACGCGGGCGCGCGAUGUGCGCGACCAGCUGGCCAAGCUAUGCGAGCGCGUCGAGGUGGCGCCGUCGUCGUGCGGGGCGAGCAACGUGCGGCCCAUCAAGCGGGCCAUCACGGCGGGCUUCUUCCCCAACGCGGCGCGACUGCAGAAGAGCGGCGACGGGUACCGGACGGUCAAGAACGGCACGGGCGUGUGGAUCCACCCGAGCAGCGUGCUCAUGGCGGCAGACCCGCCCGAGAAGAUGGUGGUGUACUUUGAGCUGGUGCAGACGACCAAGGAGUACAUGCGCAGCGUCAUGCCGAUUGAGCCCGGGUGGCUGGCGGAGCUGGCGCCGCACUUUCACAAGAAGAAGGACAUUGAGGCGCUCGAGGACAAGAAGAUGCCGCGGCAGAGAUAG
Molecule: messenger RNA, 2934 nt
Organism: Hirsutella rhossiliensis
Lineage: Eukaryota; Fungi; Ascomycota; Sordariomycetes; Hypocreales; Ophiocordycipitaceae
Product: oligonucleotide/oligosaccharide-binding (OB)-fold domain-containing protein
Exons: 3
Coding region: 1-2934 (977 amino acids)
Cellular component (GO): intracellular anatomical structure; catalytic step 2 spliceosome
Molecular function (GO): ATP binding; RNA binding
Source: RefSeq, a predicted model, not a curated record